AGCUACCUCCCAUCGCCAUGGCCAAAGAGCUCGAAGCUGGGAUACUGCGACCCUCUUCCAGAAGUGGAGCGACGAUGGGUGACCGCGCAUUCAAGGGCGUUGGGGACCUCAUCAAGCUCCUCCCCACCGGCACCGUCUUCCUUUUCCAGUUCCUCAGCCCGCUCCUCACCAACGCCGGCCACUGCUUCCCCGUAAACAGGUGGCUCUCCGGCGCGCUCCUCCUCGUCUGUGCCUUCGCCUGCUCCUUCGCCUGCUUCACCGACAGCUUCGUCGACCCUUCGGACGGCAAGCUCUAUUACGGCGUCGUCACCGCUCGCGGGAUCUGGCUCUUCUCUGACCCUGGCGCCGCAGCGAGGAACGACCUCUCCGGGUACAAGCUCCGUCCGGGCGACUUCGCGCACGCCGCCCUCUCGCUGCUCGUGUUCGCGGCGGUCGCGCUGCUGGAUAACAACACGGCUUCGUGCUUUUAUCCGGCGUUGCUCGUGGAGGAGAAGACGCUGGUGACGGUGCUGCCGCCGGUGAUCGGCGCAGUCGCCGGUGUCGUCUUCAUGCUCUUUCCCAACAAUAGGCAUGGAAUUGGAUAUCCACCGAAUGGCACUGCUGCUGCGGAAAAGAGCGCUAAAUGAAGGAAUUGAAACAGAGCUAGGGGAAAAAAGUGUCAGAUUGUGGGGAAGUUUGUUUGAUC
This is a messenger RNA of Zingiber officinale, 685 nucleotides long. Its product is annotated as protein DMP2-like. The record is from RefSeq and is a predicted model, not a curated record. The coding region runs from base 18 to 626 and encodes 202 amino acids. Gene Ontology annotation, biological process: endomembrane system organization. Lineage: Eukaryota; Viridiplantae; Streptophyta; Magnoliopsida; Zingiberales; Zingiberaceae. The transcript has a single exon.